Molecule: messenger RNA, 2227 nt
Organism: Closterium sp. NIES-67
Lineage: Eukaryota; Viridiplantae; Streptophyta; Zygnematophyceae; Desmidiales; Closteriaceae
Source: the annotation of a GenBank genome assembly
GCUAGGAAAGGCAUGAGGUUUAGCUAGGAGGAGCCAUGAAGUGGCGUGAGGUUUAGGAAGGAGAAAAUCAUUUACUGGACUGGGCUGAUCCGGUGAAUGGCAUCUGGAUGUACUUGGCUUCGUCGUCAAUCGUGGAAGAGGAGCGAGCAACUUACAAGGCCAUAGGAUCUGGACUAGACCUAGGCAUAAGAACCAGAACACGUUUUAGAGUGCAUCAUCUAUCCGUUAGGCGAACGACGACCAGGAGAAAAAGGUCAUUCUGGAAAAUCAGAGACCACCUUCUCGUAUUCAUUCCCUAUCGUUUCCCCCACAGUUUUUCCAUAAUUCCGUGAAUCGUUUCCAGGCCGAUCUCCUUAGCGUGCUCAAAUAGCAGACUGGUCCUGCCACGUAGUUAACUAGACAAUGGCGCGAAGCCACCACGAGAGUAGUCGAGUCCGGCGGUGUCCCUACCGCAAAGCCUCUCUUCUGAGCCUCGCACUCAUUCUUGCGCCCUUCGCGCUCUCUUUAGUCCUCGCUUCGGCGUCCGUGAAUCCCGCGCUGCCGCGCUCGUUGCUCGCCUCGGCGCUGGAAAACUUCAAACCGCGCGGCGACCUGAGCGGGAGCGGCGGCGGCGGUGGCUCGAGCUCCAAAUCAGGAGCAGGCGCGGCGUCCGUUAUUGACGGCCCCGUCGCGCGGCUUCACAUGCUGUCGAAGGACCAGACACGAGGGCGGUGCUUGGACGGGAGCAUGCCGGGUUACUACCUUCGCGAGGGUUACGGCACGGGUGCCAACAAGUGGAUCCUCUUUCUCGAGGGCGGCGGGUGGUGCUUCAGUCCGCGCCAGUGCGCCAACCGGGCGAAGACGGACCUCGGGAGCUCCAUAAACUGGCCGUCCGUCAGCGACGUGCAUUUCGGCGGAGUGGCGAGCGCGGACGCGGGGAUCAACCCGGGUUUUUACAACUGGAACGUGGUGCUCGUCAAGUACUGCGACGGCAGCUCCUUCACGGGCGGGUCGGGCCGGAAGAACAAGACGGAGGAGACGGGCAAGACGCUCUACUACCGGGGGCACUGGAAUCUCAACGGCGUGCUGCAAGAUCUUCUGGAGACGAAGAACCUCAACCACGGGCAGGAGGUGCUGGUGGGGGGAUGUAGCGCGGGGGCAGUAGCGGUGUCGAUCAAGUGCGACCAGAUCGCCACGUGGCUCAAGGACUAUGGCAUUAGUACCAAGUGCUUCAUGGAUGGCGGGUUCUUCCCAGACGUGGUGGACGUGAACGGAGAGCGAUCCCUGCGAGAGAAGGUGCAGCGGCUGGCAGAGCUGCACGAUAUUGACCGCAUUGGAAUCAACGGCGACUGCAAGGACGCCAUGGAGCCGAGCGGCUCGACGUGGAAGUGUUUCUUCCCCGAAUACAACCUCAAGUUCGUGAAAUCGCCAAUGUUCGUCGUGAAUUCGCUAGUGGACUACAAGGCCGUCGCCAUCGCCAUGUCGCCAAAGGCGAAGGGCAAAGCGAACCCCCUCGUGCGCUGCCUGGGCUCGCACCUCAAAAAGUGCACCCCGCAACAGAUACAGCAGCUACAGUACUUUUCAAGCAAUAUUAAAAACUCGUUAAACAGCGUACAGAAAAAUCGUGCAGCAGCGGGGGUCCCCUUCGAGGCGUUCACAUUCACUGAAUCCACCCACUGCGUGGUGGGGGAUGAAAUGUGGCAGAAACUGAGGGAUAAUGUUUCAGGCGGUGGGGGAAAUGGAGGGGGUAAUGUGGCCGGUGCUGCGUCCACUGGGCUCAGUCCGACCAACAAGAAUCCCAACCUGGCAGGCUCCUUCAACAGCUGGUACGGCUAGUAGGGAAUAACCGGGCAGCUGGUAAGGCUACUCAGCGGAAUGGGAGGGGCAGCUGAAGAAGGGGGGACGGUGACUACCAGCAGUGGAGCAGAGGGGAUGGAAGGGAGCCAAGUAGAGAGGGGGGGGAAAAGAAAAGGACACUAAGCUGAUGCUACCGGUAAUAGGGCAAAGGCAGCGUGCUGCAAAGUGGAGUGCCGAAGGCAGCAGUGUCAGGCUGGCACAGGGAACACCCGGUAUAUAAUACCGGUCACGGAGGAGUGAUUGCUAAGGAGGGAGCAGUGGAGAAGGGGGGGGGGGGGAGGGGAGGAGGAAAGGGGGCGGUGGGACAGUUUGCCCUCCCCUUGUCACACACACAUACCCGUACCAUAUAAGCUGCAGGAGAUACUCAGACUGACAUGCAUUCGUGGGGAUA